AUGGUUCUGCAGUACUCGAACCAAGAGACCAGCGUGACGAUCGGUGAAUCAGUGCGCGAUGAAGAUGUCUUCAUCCUCCAAUCGACCCGGCCCAACGACAUCAACGACGGCCUCAUGGAGCUCCUGAUCAUCUGCAACGCGUGCAAGACGGCGUCGGCUCGCCGCGUCACCGCCAUCCUCCCCAACUUCCCCUACGCGCGACAGGACAAGAAGGACAAAUCGCGGGCGCCCAUCACGGCCAAGCUCAUGGCCAACAUGCUCCAGACCGCGGGCUGCAACCACAUCAUCACCAUGGACCUGCACGCGUCGCAGAUCCAGGGCUUCUUCAACGUCCCCGUCGACAACCUGUACGCCGAACCCAACAGCGUGAAGUGGAUCCGCGAGAACCUGAUGCACGCCACCGAAUCCGGCGCCCAGGUCAACGGCGUGAGGGACGAGUGCGUCAUCGUGUCCCCCGACGCCGGGGGUGCGAAACGAGCGACCUCCAUGGCCGACAAGCUGGACCUGCCCUUCGCGCUGAUCCACAAGGAACGAUCCCGCCCGAACGAGGUCUCGCGCAUGACCCUCGUCGGCACCGUCAAGGACAAGGUCGCCGUUUUGGUCGACGACAUGGCGGACACGUGCGGCACGCUGGCCAAAGCGGCGGACACCCUCAUUAAGCAUGGGGCCAAGGACGUGGUGGCGCUGGUCACGCACGGCAUCCUCAGCGGCAAGGCGGUGGAGACGUUGCAGACGAGUUCGCUUUCCCGGCUGGUCAUCACGAACACGGUGCCCGUGAGUGCGGAUAAGAUCGAGGCGCUCAAGGUGCCGGAGGGCCAGAAGGGUUGUCGGCUGGAGUUUAUUGACAUUGCGCCCGUGUUGGCCGAGGCUGUGAGACGUACUCACAACGGCGAGAGCGUCAGUUAUCUGUUCAACAAUCCAGUGUCAUAG
Molecule: messenger RNA, 930 nt
Organism: Cladophialophora carrionii CBS 160.54
Lineage: Eukaryota; Fungi; Ascomycota; Eurotiomycetes; Chaetothyriales; Herpotrichiellaceae
Exons: 2
Coding region: 1-930 (309 amino acids)
Biological process (GO): purine nucleotide biosynthetic process; ribonucleoside monophosphate biosynthetic process; 5-phosphoribose 1-diphosphate biosynthetic process
Cellular component (GO): cytoplasm; ribose phosphate diphosphokinase complex
Molecular function (GO): ribose phosphate diphosphokinase activity; magnesium ion binding
Source: RefSeq, a predicted model, not a curated record